Molecule: messenger RNA, 1144 nt
Organism: Scaptodrosophila lebanonensis
Lineage: Eukaryota; Metazoa; Arthropoda; Insecta; Diptera; Drosophilidae
Exons: 2
Coding region: 86-1024 (312 amino acids)
Source: RefSeq, a predicted model, not a curated record
UGUGGGCCUGCAGCUGUUUCCUGGCGCACUUUUGGCAAUUAGGUUUAAUUUAAAACAAUUAAAAUACAGCUUUAGAAAGAAUUUUAUGAUGAGCGAGUCCCAACCCGUAGCGUCUGCAACUCCACCGAGCAAAAAAAAGAUCCUUAGUAACGAGGAGCACGCGCGCAUUUGUCAAUUUAUCAAUAGCUAUCACGGCCUGCCACUGGACUGCGAGUUGGAAAUGGUGCAGCGCAUCUUUCCGGAUGUGGAGCAUUUAACAUUGACCUGCAUAUUGCAAACAGAAAUCUUCAGUAAAACGCGCAGUCAGCACUGGCGCUCCGAGCAGCGUGCCAAGCAGCUGCUCCAAACGUACGAAGAUCAAUGUCACCUUUACAAAGACAAUACCCUGCUUAUACGUAUGGCUGUGGUUGAAAAUAUGAGUCCUGUGGCAUUGUCCCGUAUUGUGCUGCAGGAGAAAUAUGAUUUGCGGCAGAAAUCGCAAAUCUCACGCCUGCUAAGAUAUCCGCAUUUAAUCGAGGACCCGCGCUUAGCGGCCAACGUUCAACAAUGUCUUUGCAGUGACAACCAGGAGGGGCCCAUUACGGAUCUGCGUCGGCGAAUAGUUGGUGAGGAAUACGAACUAAAAAUGAAACAGCUCGCAAAGGCGGCGGGCAUGCACUAUUAUGACGAACAGGAUUUGCGACGAAUGGGCUACGAUAAGACGCCUGAUAUUAAAAUGAUAUUGCCCUUCCUUUACAAAGGCGCUGUUGUCAAUUGGAUAGAGAGCAAAGCCAAUUUUGGGGACCUGAAGAGUCACAAGUGGAACAUACAGCAGCAGUUGCAUAGCUACUGUAAUCGUUUUGGGCCUGGCAUUAUCAUCUAUUGGUUUGGCUACCACGAAGAGACACCUAAACUAACUGAAAAUAAUAUAGGUAUUACAGUUCUGGCAGACUUUCCGGCGACCGACGAUUUGGUAUUGCUUCACCUAACAGAGCCGGCGACGUCAAAAUAUGACCAAAGCGUCGGCAGUAAAAAUACCUCUUGACCCUCGCAUUGUACAAAUAUGCUGACGAAUGUAAAAUGUAUCCUAUUUUUUAGUAUGUAGACAUUGAAGUUAAGUCUUGCAUUUAAUAGUGCAUUUAUAUUGACCUUUUUUCUCUCUAUG